GGGUGCCCGCCGCAACGAUGAACGGUUCGCCACGCUCGUGUCAACCGCAGAUAAGCCAUCGGACUAUGUCCUGAGUAGCGGUUUACAUAGCUGGGAUUGUGCACCGAUCAUACAGGGGUAAAAUAUGUCCGCCUCGGUGGGGCCCCGCGACAGCCCUCGCCCACCCACAGCGCAGAGCUCCAUACCCGAGCCACCGGACCUCAGUCACCUCACCGAGGAGGAGAGGGAAAUUAUCAUGGCUGUGAUGGUUCGGCAGAGGGAGGAAGAGGCAAAGGAUGAGGCCAUGCUCAAAGAGGAGAAACCCAUACAAGCAAAAACGGUGAACCUGGUCGGAAACAAAAAACCACCUCAGCAGAACGACAUCAGGUAA
Messenger RNA from Sinocyclocheilus anshuiensis, 370 nucleotides. RefSeq names its product regulating synaptic membrane exocytosis protein 1-like. The record is from RefSeq and is a predicted model, not a curated record. Gene Ontology annotation, cellular component: presynaptic membrane; cytoskeleton of presynaptic active zone. The transcript has 2 exons. Gene Ontology annotation, biological process: positive regulation of synaptic transmission; regulation of synaptic plasticity; regulation of synaptic vesicle exocytosis. NCBI's taxonomy places the organism in Eukaryota, Metazoa, Chordata, Actinopteri, Cypriniformes, Cyprinidae. Gene Ontology annotation, molecular function: transmembrane transporter binding; small GTPase binding. Bases 125 to 370 code for a protein of 81 amino acids.